AAUUAUUACAUCUAAUAACUAACAAUGAACACUGUGAUUACGCAUGCGUCCACUACCGUGGCAGCGCGCUACUUUGAAUAGUCUCUGUUAUAUAACCGGCGGCGUGACGCUGUUCUUUCCUCGACAGCCGCUUUCAACACCAUUUGUUUGACCAGGACCAGCAGUUUCGAAACGGUGUGAGGAAAGAUACUGACUUUGUUGUACACGAGUUGUCCAAAAAUGGCGACGAAAACGCGGUCUGGACGGAUAGUAACGCCCGUGCAAGACCGUUAUGUUACACCACAGAGACGAGCUCCGACGACGCGAAGCUCGACGAGAAGGAAAGAUACGCCGAUUACCAGGGGUGCGUUUGGCGGCCGUGGCGAACAGGAAGUGGAUCGUGGGGAGGAGGUGACUAGAGAUGCUUCAAACACACAGAGAAGCCGCUUGUCAACUAGCAAUAGUGGAACGCCAGAAACGUUAACGAAGAUUGUUAGGCGUACAGUAGCUGGACGGGGUGAACAGACAGUUGAGAGUUUGGUGGAGGAAGAAAGUCAUGGACUCCCUGCAAUUGCCAAUAGCAUGCUAGUUAGCGCACGCAAUCUCUUCAGAGCCGCGACUGAGUUUGUUGGCAGUGAUGAAAGCGAAGUGAGUGAAAGUGAUGCCGUUUUGUUGUCGACGACACGUCCGAGGACAGCAGACGCGACCUUUCAGCGGUCACUGGACUACAGUGAUGUUGAAGAUGAGCCUAGUGAAACUGGAAGAACUCCAUCUAGUGUUAGGAGAAAGACUGUAACAACCAGAGGAGGUGCAUACGGAUAUGCUGCAACUCCAAGAGAUGCACUGCCGGGAGUGAAGGCACCGGGUGUUCAGACCGAGAUGAAAAUGCAUCAAGAGACAACUGUGCGAGUGUUGGACGGACGAGGAAAAUCAACACCUGAGCCUUUAUAUGGACUGGAUGAAGAUGACGAAGAUCAAGAAAUAGACACUACAACAAUGGUGUCUGUCUCACAAGGCAGUCCUCAACACACGAUGUACACAACCUCGGAUGAUGGCAGCUUUGAUGAAAACGAUGGUGUUGUAGCUGUCGUUUCUGCUUGGUUUAUGUCACUAGCUGAGUAUAUAGGACGUUUCUUUACUGGAGAGACUGCUGUUUUGUCUCAAGUGGGAAGUGGGUUUUCACAAGUGUCACGUGGUCAAAUGCUGUCUGGCACAUUUCCAUAUGUGUGGCUAGUUUUGCUUCUUUCAUUGAUAGUUUCUUUAUCACUCUUUCUAAGCCCUAUAUACGUAUCACAAGAUAAAGUAGAGACAAAAGUAGAGACCAAGAGUGCUGGCGAUCUAAUACCAGGAGAUUCUCUUUCUCAGGACAAUUUGAAAGAGGCUGUGUUGGAGGACCUGAAAAAUAUUCUUCACACGAUGGUUCAUGCUGAAGUGCACAAUGUCACUCAAACACAGCAAGAAUAUGUUGUUGGAAAUGUUACCAAAAAUGUUCUUGAACAUUUACGGAAACCUAAGGAGGAGCAAGAUGAAGAAGAACUGAAUAGAACUCUUAGCAAGGUUUUUGAAAAGUUACAGAGUGAUUCUGCAGUUCAGGGACUAAAUGAAUCUGAAGUUGAACGGUUGAUUGUUGCCAAAUUGAAAGAUCGAAAGUUGGUUGAUGAAAAUGAAGUGAAAAUUGUAGAUUAUCGACCAGAUUCAUCAGCAUCAGCUACUGAUGGUGUUAACAUUGAAGAUUUGAAGAGUCAACUGCGACAGGAGCUGAGCAAGACUUUAGUUGAUGAUGAUGUACUACUGCAGAAAAUCACUGAGUCAGUCAUGAAGAAACUGGAAAAUGAUCUUAGAGAAGUCUUAUCAACAGAGCUGGAAACUGAGAUUACAGAAACUCUGACAGAUAAAUCUACAAAGUUUCAAGAGGAAUUUCUGGCUAAUUACACUGCUAUAAAUACUGAGGCAAUGAAGGACAUUCUUAGCACAGUACAGGCGGAUGUAAAGAAGGCUGUUGAAGAGGCUGUGGCUAAAGUCAGACACGAAAUGGCCGAGCGAUUGGCUGAUCAGAUACAAGAUGAGGUGCGGGCAAAAGUAAAUUCUAUUGGAGAUGAGGUGACAAGAGUGACUACCAAGCUGUCAGACGUUGAUAGUAGUCUGAAUGAUGUGUUGAAAAGAACAACUGAUUUAGAGUCAAAGAGUGCGACAACAGUUCAGAAAGUAGAAUCGAUGGAAACGGGCAUUCAAGACAUGCAGCAAAAUGUUGCGGGACUAGGUCAUGAUGAAGGCCAACUCACUGAACGAAUUGCUGCUGUAGAAAAGAACCAAACAAACAAGGAGAUGGAGUUGUCGGCUGUGGUUGACGAUAUUCAAGCUUUGGCGAAUUCCUUGAAUGAAACGGUUCUGCAGCAUCUUGUGAAGGCCCUUGUAAAUAUUACGGAACUCCAUCAAGACUAUGAAUUCUUUACGAAGUGGUUGGACGACAAAUACAUCAAUGAACCAGAAUUUAGAGAAAGGAUGCGAAAUAUAGUAGAUGGUAUGCCACAGAACUUUUCACCUGGAGAGAAUGGCCAAUUGGACUCGGCUUGGGUGAAGGAGUUUGUCUUGAGAGAAGUGCAAAAGAACGUGACAGCUGCACUGGAUAAGUACUCUGCCGACCAAACAGGAAAAGCAGAUUUUGCAUUGGAAUCCGGAGGCGGAAGUAUCAUUGAUUCUCGUACAUCUCCGACAUAUAAUAGUGGUAGUACAUUCGUGACUGUUUAUGGUCUGCAACUGUGGUCAGUAGUCAACCCUCCACGCACUGUAAUCCAGCCAGGUGCGCUUCCCGGUCAGUGCUGGGCUUUCACAGGGAACAAUGGCAGCAUAGUCAUCAGGCUCUCAAACACUGUUCUAAUCACUGGGUUUACAUAUGAGCAUGUUCCGGCAAACCUAACGAAUGGAGACCUGUCAAGUACUCCUAAAGACAUUUUGGUUUAUGGUUUGGAUGAUGAAAGGGACGAGAAUGGAACUCGCUUGAGUUCAUACAAGUACCUGACAGAAGCCUCUUCUCUUCAGUACUUUCCUGUCGAGGAGGCAGAGGUCGUUCACUCAUUUCGUUACGUUCUUCUAAACGUCCUGACUAAUUAUGGCAAUGAUGACUACACAUGUCUUUACCGAUUCAGAGUUCAUGGCAGAGUUCAAGGCAAUUGACCAACUGGUAACAACUUUAUUUGCUUGAUUGCUAGUAUUUUAGCAGCUACCUGCAAUGGGACCCAAUGGAAUUUUUGGGAGGCUAAUCUUUUAGCUACUGCUUAACAGUAGGUUGUUGUAUCAUAUAGCAACAAUGGUUUUUUGCACCUGGGUGGGUAUAUACAUUCAGUCAUUAUUGAAAGAAUGGCUUGCAUUUCAGA
Molecule: messenger RNA, 3353 nt
Organism: Corticium candelabrum
Lineage: Eukaryota; Metazoa; Porifera; Homoscleromorpha; Homosclerophorida; Plakinidae
Product: klaroid protein-like
Exons: 28
Coding region: 220-3153 (977 amino acids)
Cellular component (GO): meiotic nuclear membrane microtubule tethering complex; nuclear envelope
Molecular function (GO): protein-membrane adaptor activity
Source: RefSeq, a predicted model, not a curated record